AUGACGUUGUGUUCUCAGAUACCAAGGUGCCUGGACGAGAUGCAGCAGAACGGGCUGGAGCUGGACCAGCUGUUUGCGCACUGCAACUUUGUGGAGGACGAGCGCGAGGUGGUGCUGGCCGCCGUGCGCCGCGUCCGGCCCGACUACGCGCCGACGGCGAUGCUGCCCAGACCACUCGAUCAAUUCCCACUCUCCGCCCGCUUCUACGAUCUGGAUAAUUCGGGGAAUUACCCCAGGCUGAAGCAGACGACCGAAGAACUGAAGCAGGGCUUUCGGAGGCAGAUGGAUCUGGAGAAAGCUCACAUUGUCACCAUUCAAUCGGUGGAAGCCCUGAAACCGGUAACGCCAGAGAUGGAGAAAAAGCGGCAGGCCCUGACAGAGCUGCACAAGGAGUGGCGGGCAACCUUGCUGCAGGCCUUCGCGGAGGGCAAGAAGAAGCUAAUGUCCAGAAGGUUCGGCUGCAGCUUCAAGUUGGACUUGUACCCUUACACGUGCCUGCUCACGGACGAGGAGUACGUGAACGCCAUGCUGGAGAGUUUAUCCAGCCUGCCGCCCAAUGGCGAUUCAGUGAUGUCGCUCUCCAGAAAUCUGGGCAGAAAGGUUUUCAACAUGUACUGCAUCCGCAAGAAGAUGCGAAACCACGUCGCGCAGCGGAUCUCCAAGGUGUACGACGCCUACUGUGAACUGCUGGCCAUUGACGGCAAGGUGAGCGGCUACCUGCCACGCCAGUUCUGGGAGCGCGUCGAGGCGGAGGUGGCCGACGGGUACCGCCUGUCGGGCGAGACCGUGGAGUGGACGGUCCCGGUGACCGUGACGCUGGGCUCGUACCUGCUCGACAUCAUGGUGCGCGAGCUCAAGGUGUACGCCGGCACGGGCUCCACCGACUUGGCCAGGGGCACCAAACCCAUCCCGGCGCUCUACCACGUGUGCUUCCGCAGCGUGCGCCAGAUCGGCUUCGUUAAGCCGCACCCCCUGGUGACUCAGCUGCAGUCGAGGGCGGUCGAGACGGAGCUUCAUUUCGACGUGCAGGCCUUGCCGACCUCCUGCCCGCCCUGCGUGGACUCGCCCCGAUUCGGUGGCUACGUCCUGAUACCCACUACCCUCAUGCGCAGCGUGGACAUGGCCACGCAGCACCAGAACCUGCUGAUCUAUUCACCUGCGCGGCGCUUGCAUGCCGCCAUGGACGUGCUGAACCAACUGGCGUGCUCCUGGAUCAUAAACGAGCCGCUGCUCGACAUCGUCAUCGCCAUCUUCAACGACCGCGGCUGCGACAAGCUCGACAUCCCACCGCCUCUCUCCGAGGCUCCCAAAGUGCCCAGGUACGACCCAACGGGUGAGAACGGCAUCGCCGACCGGCUGGCUUUCCGGCGCGCCUUGACGCACGCGCGCAAGACGACAAGCGAGAUGCACAGCCUCCGCAUGAGUGCGCUCUACAAGCUGUCCAUCGCCAACGCGAUGCGCGGCCGCGUCUUCUGGUUCCCGCACAACAUGGACUUCCGCGGGCGCACCUACCCAUGCCCGCCGCACUUCAACCACCUGGGCAGCGACAUGUCACGUGCCCUUCUGCUGUUCGCCGAGGGGCGGCCGCUGGGCGAACGCGGCCUCGAUUGGAUCAAGAUCCACCUGGUGAACUUGACGGGUACCAAAAAGAAGUCCUCCCUGCUGGAACGCCGCAUGUUCGCUGACGAGAAGAUGGACGACAUCCUGGACUCGGCUGACCGACCCCUCACGGGCCGCCAGUGGUGGAUGGAGGCAGACGAGCCGUGGCAGGUGCUGGCCUGCUGCAUGGAGAUUGCCAAAGCUGUCCGCUCCCCCGAUCCCAAGGAGUACAUAUCACACUUUCCUACCCACCAGGACGGGUCCUGCAAUGGGCUGCAGCACUACGCCGCCCUGGGACGCGAUACGAUUGGCGCCGCAUCCGUCAACUUGAAGCCGCUGGACAUGCCCCAGGACGUGUACGCGAGUGUCGCGCAGCAGGUUGAUGUGUUCCGUGCUGAGGACGCCAAGAACGACGUGAAGAUCGCCCAGGUGCUCGAAGGCUUCAUCGGCCGCAAGUUGGUCAAGCAGACGGUGAUGACUGUGGUGUACGGCGUGACGCGUUACGGAGGACGACAGCAGAUCGAGAAGCGCCUCAGCGAGAUGGACGACUUCCCCAAGGAGCACGUGUACGCCUCGGCCUAUCUGACCAAACUGGUUUUCUCCAGCCUCCGGGAGAUGUUCACGGGAACCCGUGAGAUCCAGGUGGGUGUAUCUCGCCAGCUGCGCCUUCCAGUCCAUCAAUGGGACAAUUUGCGGUGGCCAGUCGGGUAA
Molecule: messenger RNA, 2310 nt
Organism: Callorhinchus milii (elephant shark)
Lineage: Eukaryota; Metazoa; Chordata; Chondrichthyes; Chimaeriformes; Callorhinchidae
Product: DNA-directed RNA polymerase, mitochondrial-like
Biological process (GO): mitochondrial transcription
Cellular component (GO): mitochondrial DNA-directed RNA polymerase complex
Molecular function (GO): mitochondrial promoter sequence-specific DNA binding; DNA-directed RNA polymerase activity
Source: RefSeq, a predicted model, not a curated record